AUGACGUAUUCAAUCAUCCUCCCUACUUAUAACGAAAAAGAAAAUUUGCCGAUCAUUACAUGGAUGAUCGAUAAGAUCAUGUGCGAUAACAACCUUUCCUAUGAAUUGAUAGUCGUGGACGACAACAGUCCGGAUGGAACCGGUGAAGUAGCCAAAAAGUUACAAUCUGUCUUUGGAGAUGAUAAAGUAAUUUUAAAACCAAGAAGUGGAAAAUUAGGAUUAGGUUCAGCCUAUUUACAUGGUUUAACUUUUGCAAGGGGUGAUUUUGUUGUGAUCAUGGACGCUGAUUUAUCGCAUCAUCCAAAAUUCAUUCCUGAAUUUAUCAAAUUACAAAAACAUCAUGACUAUGAUAUUGUUACUGGUACUCGAUACUCAUGUAAUGGAGGUGUAAGUGGUUGGGAUUUGAAGCGUAAACUUAUCAGCCGUACGGCGAACUAUAUAGCUCAGGUGCUACUUCGACCAAAAGCAUCCGACCUAACUGGGAGUUUUCGAUUAUACAAAAAAGAAGUACUGAAAGAUUUAGUUUCACGUUGUACUUCGCGUGGAUAUGUUUUUCAAAUGGAAAUGUUAGUGUUGGCAUCUACAUUAGGAUACAAAAUUGGUGAAGUUGGUAUAACUUUUGUUGAUAGAUUCUAUGGAGAGUCAAAACUUGGUGGGACAGAAAUUAUUCAAUAUUUAACGGGAUUGAUACAUCUUCUUUUUACUUGCUAA
This is a messenger RNA of Heterobilharzia americana, 711 nucleotides long. NCBI's taxonomy places the organism in Eukaryota, Metazoa, Platyhelminthes, Trematoda, Strigeidida, Schistosomatidae. The record is from the annotation of a GenBank genome assembly.